Molecule: messenger RNA, 2254 nt
Organism: Lactuca sativa (garden lettuce)
Lineage: Eukaryota; Viridiplantae; Streptophyta; Magnoliopsida; Asterales; Asteraceae
Product: scarecrow-like protein 15
Source: RefSeq, a predicted model, not a curated record
UGAUAUGGCUCAAAUCAAUCAAUCCUCUUACUCUUUCCUCCACUCAUUGUUCAUCAUCCAUGGCCGACCAUACCCCACCACUCCUUUCUUCAUGCAUAUCGUUGUUAGAAAACCCCCACAAUCAUCGACUCCAAAAGCCCCCCAACCCACUCCCUUUUUCGCUCAAAAGCUUGAAAAUUCAACAAGAAGAGAGAAGAAGAAAGAAAAAAGGUUUGGUUGCGUACCUGUAGCAUUAGCUUUUGAGGAAUGAAAUUGCCCUUUGCUUCACAGCAAAACAAUCUCUCUUCUCCUGAAGUAAAGCACCAAAUAAUUAGUGGUGGUGUUGGUGGUGGUGGAACUGGUAGAUACGAGCCCAAAUCGGUUCUUGAUAUUUGCCGGAGUUUGCCUGGUAAGACGUCGGAGUUUGAUUCGGGUGAUCAUAAUAGCAUUGUGUUAUCAUCGUCGGAGGAUCCGUUGCGAUUGGAUAAUUACGAACAUGGAAUCGUGAAUCAGUUUGAAGAAUGGGAUUCUCUCAUGAAAGAAUUAGGUCUUAAUGAUGAUUCUGCAAAAUCUGCUUACCUCCCUGAACUCCCCGACCUCCCGCCGAUUCAAUCUGAGGUGACUGCUCCGACCAUGUCGCUGUUCUUAAACCCGGAUUUUGAGAAUCCAAACACGAACACGAACCCUAACUCGCUUGAUUUCACGAACCAGUAUAAUAUUGAUAAUAGAACAGGGUUUGAUUUCGUCGAUGAUAUAAUCCGGAUUGCUGAGUGCUUUGAAACUCAAUCUCUCCACCUGGCACAGGUGAUAUUGGCGCGGCUCAAUCAGCGGCUUCCUUCUCCAAACGGAAAACCUCUCCAGCGUGCUGCUUUCUACUUCAAAGAAGCGAUUCAGUCUCUGAUCUCCGGGUCAACUCGAUUGACUCAGUCAUCUUCCUCUUCUGAAAUUGUACAAACAAUUAAAGCUUACAAGACGUUCAUCACCGUCUCCCCGAUCCCGAUGUUUUCCAGCUUCACCGCCAAUCAAGCUAUCCUGGAGGCGGUUGACGGUGCGAUGAUCAUCCACGUCAUCGAUUUCGAUAUCGGAAUCGGCGGUCAUUGGGCGUCGUUCAUGAAAGAGAUCUCGGAGAAAUCAGAAUCACGGAAGGUUAACUCGCCUGCGUUCAGAAUCACAGCCGUUGUUCCUGAAGAGUACGAAACCGAAUCGAGAUUGAUCAGAGAUAAUCUACGUCAGUUUGCUCGUGAUCUAAAACUACGAUUCGAUAUCGAUUUCAUCUCCGUUAGAACUUUCGAAAGCCUCUCGUUUAAAUCGAUCAAGUUCAUGGACGGAGAGAAGACUGCUGUUCUAUUAACUCCAACGAUCUUCCAACGAAUCGGCACUGGUUUCAUCAACGAUCUCCGACGAUUAUCUCCACAAGUAGUAGUUCACGUAGACGGAGAGGGAUUGACGGGAGACGGAACGUCGUCCUUCCGUCAGUCGGUGAUCGAGGGUUUAGAACUUUAUUCGACGAUAUUAGAAUCAUUGGAAGCAGCAAACGUUGGUAUCGGAGUAGGAGCUGGUGACUGGUUACGGAAGAUUGAGAUAUGCGUGUUGCUCCCGAAGAUAAUAGCAGCGAUGGGGGCGGCAGGCCGCCAUGUGACGCCGUGGAGGGAGGCGUUUGGUAGAGCCGGGCUGCGGCCGGUGGGGCAAAGUCAAUUUGCUGACUUUCAAGCGGAGUGUUUACUGAGGAGGUUACAAGUCAGGGGAUUCCACGUGGCGAAACAACAAGGGGAGAUGAUGCUUUGCUGGCAUGAUAGGCCCCUUGUUGCCACGUCAGCAUGGAAAUGUUAGGCAAUUAAAGGGUAUAUAUAAUUAAUUUUAAACAAUAAAAAAAAUACUAAUGCAACAAAUGAACCAACCAUUGUAACUUUUUUUUUUUUUUUUAACUUUUUAAUUUUUCUUUUUUUAUCUUAUUAAUCAUAAUUCCAAAAAAUAACACUGCUCUUUUUUUAUUAGGGCGUUAUAAAUAAUAUAAUUAAGAGAAUGCAUUAAGGUUAAUUUAUGAGCAUAAGAUGCUCAAGGAGUCGUUUGACUUUUUUUUUUUUUUUUGUCAACUAUCAUAUCUUGUUUGAUAAUAUAUUAGAAUGUACUAUGAAUAAUUUCUCUUUUAUUAAGUACUUGAAAUUGGAUGUUGUGUUAUGAUUUUGUUCUUCUUCCUUUUGCUUAUUCGAUCUAGUUGCCAUGAACAUGAAGUAUUGUCUCUAUCGAAUUUAAAUAUGUGAGGAUUGUUGGAAAA